Molecule: messenger RNA, 291 nt
Organism: Strongyloides ratti
Lineage: Eukaryota; Metazoa; Nematoda; Chromadorea; Rhabditida; Strongyloididae
Exons: 2
Coding region: 1-291 (96 amino acids)
Source: RefSeq, a predicted model, not a curated record
AUGUCAAUGAUUAUUACUUAUGGAACAUCACAGACUACAUCAACAACUACCCGUACUAGUGUUAUUUCUACUACAAAUAUGCCAAAUAAUGGAGGAAAUAAUAAUAAUCAAAACAGUAGUACAAAUGCAGGUGGCUCUGGAUCAUUAACUACCAAAGUAGUUGUUCCAUCAGCUACAACACAACAAAUUUCAACAACUACUAAAGGAGUUGGUGUUAUACUACCUUCUAUAAUCAUUGUUUCAAUUGCAUGUUUCAUAACUAACCUUUCAAUUACUUUCUAUUACUUUUAA